Messenger RNA from Microdochium trichocladiopsis, 1267 nucleotides. Its product is annotated as kinase-like domain-containing protein. The transcript has a single exon. Lineage: Eukaryota; Fungi; Ascomycota; Sordariomycetes; Xylariales; Microdochiaceae. The record is from RefSeq and is a predicted model, not a curated record. The coding region runs from base 78 to 1220 and encodes 380 amino acids.
CGAUUCCUUUCCUUUUGCCCCUGCAUCUGAAACCAAACAGUAAUUUCUUCUUCCUCGUAGCGACCACCGGCACGAGAAUGGCGACCAACGGCCAUACCAGUGAGGCAGUUCGCUCGCCCAUCAUCAACCUGGGUUCAGAGGAGGCUCUCCCUGUCACUGUGGCCGAGCUCACGGCAGAGUGGUUCACCAAGACUCUUGGCCACAAGGUCAAAAGUGCCCAGAUCGUCAAAGAGAUCCACGGCACCGCUUCAAAGAUCCUGGUCGAGCUCCAGUACGAUGGCGACGACGCUGCUGCCACGCCACCCACCAAGCUGUGCGUCAAGGGCGGCUUCAACCCGACCGUGAUGAAGCUGUACCCUCCACUGGUGGCCUGCUUCCGGCUCGAGGUCUUCUUCUACGCCCACAUCGCGCCCAAGGUCCCCAUGAGACUGCCACAGGUGUACUACACCGGCACCGACACGGUCAACGGGCAGGGCCUCUUCAUCAUGCAGGACAUGACGGCGAUGGGCGCGACGUACGGCUCGACCCUGGAGCCCUGGCGGCCCGAGCGCGUCCGCGCCGGCGUCAAGCAGCUCGCCCUGCUGCACGCGCACGGCUGGGGCACCACCGAUGCCAACGUGGCGAGCCGGUUCCCGUGGUACGAGGCCUCCAGCUUCCGCGCGGUGCUCGAGUCCAUGUGGGCCCCGGAGCACUGGCAGGGCCGGUACUUUUCCGACGCGUGCCCGCCGGUCCACGAGGAGCUCAAGGACCGCGCGAGGGUCGUCGCCGCGUUCCACACCCUCUGGAGGACCAGCGACGCCAGGCUCCAGACCAUGUGCCACGGCGACCCCCACCUGAACAACACGUACAUGACUGCGGACGGGCGCCCGGGGUUCAUAGACUGGCAGGGCAUGCACCCGAACUCCGCGCUCCAUGAUGUCGUCUACUUCAUCACUGGGGCCAUGGAGGUGGAGGACCGGCGGAAGCACGAGCGGGAACUCCUGGGUGCGUACCUGGGCGACCUUGCCGAGGCUGGCGGCCCGCGGUUUGCCGUUGAUGAUGUAUGGGAUGAGUUUAGGAGGCAGCAGCUCCACGGGUUCGUGUGGUCGUUGACGCCACCCACGAUGCAGCCGAGAGAAGUGGUAGACACCUUUUCUGCAAGACACGCUGCUGCCAUCAAAGACCACGGCAGUCUGGAGUUGAUUGAGGCUCAUCCGGAUCACAAACCGUUGGAGGAGUAGUAGACCCGGUUGUCGUUGGAGCCAGCUAGUCAAAUAUAGUACUUGAA